AGAGCAGAGGGAGGCUCAAAUGAACGCCAGUCAUUUAUAAAACCAUUCGUGAAGGUAUUACUCGCCGAAGAUUCACCAUCUUACCACGAACUACCUGUGUUCCAGAACUCAAGGGUGCCGCUGGUAGACAUGGAACAUUUCUCUCCAGUCCGUGGAACUGGACACAAACAAUUACCGGAUAAAGGCAGGAAAACACUGACACGGUGUACCAACACAGAAGCUAUCUGGUCCAAAAAGUCAAUAAAUAAUCGUGUGGCCUACUCCAACACACUUCGAUAUGACCCUCCGAAUCUCCAAGGGUAUAUCAGGCGAGCUGCACCAUUCACCUUGCGAGUUGUCUGUCACUUCAACAGAUAUCAUUACUCCUACAAAAUAGGCUACAUGUUGAACAUUGUACACAAGGUCUCCAAACCAAUGAAGAACAGAACCCAUUCUAUGCUCACUGCACGUAAUGCUCAAUGGGAGAGACUUGCCCAAUCCGAUGUGUACUCUAUGGGAAAGCCCAUGUACUUUCAGGCUGAAGCGCCCUCCAUGUCUAAAGAUGGACGUCUCUAUGCCCUCUCGUGUAAUGUGACCAUUAAGCAUUCACACUCCUCUAUGCCUCACUUUACAGUCAUUGACAAUUUUGGGUGCAUGGUUGAGAGCAGAAAUGACAGUGGCUCCAGAUUCAUCCCAUAUAAAAGGAAUGUUGUGAGGUUUACCAUGGAUGCUUUCCUGUUUCAGGGAAUGACAGCAGGGCAGGCCUCUCCUCUUCAGCCACAGCAGCUCUACACGCACUGUGCUAUGUCUGUAGGGAGGUCUGUCCCCUCUUCAACUGCCAAGGCCUGCACUUACGAUUCCGCAGCAGGAGGAUGGAAGGAGCUGUAUGGAGCUUCUUCAGUCUGCUCCUGUUGUGAGUCCACAUGUAGCUCUGCUGUCCCCUCUGCCACCACCAAGAUGGUCACCAGCAAGUCGUGGUCGGUUGAAUACAACACAAAGCCUGCUCUGACCCAGGAGGGGACGACAACCUCACAGCCCGAGACCGUGGUGGAGGGGCAGUUAGGUGUGAAGCAGGUGGAGAGACUUAAAGGGAGGCCUGUGAAGGGAUUUGCUGUCGUGGAAGUGGAGCAGGUCUCUGAACCACACAGAACAUUCGCGGAGUUCUUUGGUGUGGACAAAUAG
Salmo salar (Atlantic salmon) is the source of this 1161-nucleotide messenger RNA. NCBI's taxonomy places the organism in Eukaryota, Metazoa, Chordata, Actinopteri, Salmoniformes, Salmonidae. The record is from RefSeq and is a predicted model, not a curated record.